AUGGACUCUCUCCCUGACAGUCAAAAACGCGGCGUCGCUGGACUCUGUGCGUGUCUCUUACCUGCCGUAACCGAUGGCUCGACCGACUUCCUGUGGUCCCGAACGUACCUGAAGAUCGUCGUCGAGCAGUUCCUGGGGCUCUCGAGGACCCAAACUGAAGCGUAUGUACCCAUUUUGAUGUCCAGACACCAGCGCGUGGCAGAAAAGACACACAACUCGUCACGUGCACCGGCGACGCUCGUCGACGACUUGGACCCGUCGCCUUUUCUGGCGCUUGUGGUACCUCCACGAGCCAUUGGGGACUCGACGCGACGUCGUCGAGACUGGCUACACCCAACGACGCUCGGAGUGUACCCAUUGAGAGCAACGAAGCCAUCGACGGAUUCAAACAGUGCAAGUGACGCGCUGGACGAGUCGCACGUGCGUUCGUUUCGGCUUCAACUGAUCAAGCAGCUGCUGUGGCUCACGAUCAAGAGCGUGGGCUACGAUGCUCGCGCGAGGACGCUACUGAGGCGACUCGUGCUUGCAAUGCACGUGCAAUGGAGGGACGUGACACAGGAAGAAGAGAGCAUUGGCCAGACGCUGUACGCCGAAGCUGCCGCUACGCUGCUCGACCAGAAAGCAGCACGAAAACCAAAAGGUUGGGACUGGAAACGCCAUGUGGCAAUUGGUGCCGCAACUGUGACUGGCGGUGCUUUGCUGGCAGUGACAGGCGGUCUCGCUGCGCCUGCAAUUGCAGCGAGCUUGACCGCGCUGGGAGGAGCAGGCGUGACGAUAGGCGCUGCAGUGGGCUCAGCGACAGGCGUCGCAGCAACGACAGUGCUCUUUGGGACAGCUGGCGCGGGAGUCCUGGGCAAGAAAGCCGAGACGAGGACGAAAAGCGUUCAUGACGUUGGAUUUGAUCUCGUGUCGGCAGGAGAUGGCAUGAAUGUGUACAUUUGUGUGUCGGGGUGGCUGGACGAUGACGACUUGCCGACGAGCGGGUUUCGUCGAGCGUGGGGGGAUAGUAGAGAGUACUCGCGUGCGCUAUGUCAACAACGAGACCGUGAGAAGGCGGACCAGGCGGACCAGGCGGAUCAACGGAUGGACGAGUGUUCAAGUCGAGAAGGCGAGCUGUUUCCUACCAUGCGUCGCACGUAUAGCAUCGACGCGAGCCAUAAGACCAAUGGCUCACCUGGAAUCGCUCACUUGUCGAAGUCGUCACACAUGGACAAAAAUGAGCGCGGCAGUGACUCGAUGCGUUUCAAUAACGACUCGGAUGCACGCUCUCGCAGUACGGCGAGCACAUCAGCAAGUAGUGCUAGCUCACCUGGGUGGGAGCGAGGAGCCAAGCACAAUCAGCUUCGCGCAUGGCGCUGGAAGGACCGGUUUCCUCACGGUGACCAGUACUGCCUCAUUUGGGAUGAAGAAGUGCUACGGCGGUUUGGUAAAUGCAUGCGCACGUUUGCGGCAGAGCAAGUUUCGACAUAUGCGACGACAGAGAUUGUCAAGUACACUGCAUUGGCAGCCCUGUUUGCUGCCGUGGCGAUUCCGCGAGCGAUUUUUCGACUGGCCGACAUCAUUGACAAUGCCUGGACAGUAACUAUGAACGCAGCGGACACUUCUGGUAAAUUGCUGGCGGAUGCGUUGCGUAAGCGGGAGCAAGGUUUGCGUCCCGUGACAUUGAUUGGGUACGGUAUGGGUGCCAGGCUGAUUUUCUCCUGCUUGAAAGAAUUGGCGAAAAAGGAUUCGAUUGACGAAUCGUGCGGGAUUGUAGAGAACGCUGUAUUGCUCGGAUCGCCUCUUCCUAUGGAUCGCGAUGAAUGGCUAAGUGCUCGUCGUAUAGUCUCCGGAAGAUUGAUCAAUGGGUACUCCGACAACGAUUGGAUGCUUGGUAUUAUGUUUCGUUACCACGGCUGGGCUCUGAACUCGGCGGGUAUCGCACCUCUUGACAUUGAUGGCGUUGAAGACGUGAACUUGUCCGACAUUAUUGGAGGGCAUUUGGAGUACAAGAGCAAGAUCGGUGUCAUAAUGGAUCGACUGCGGCUGGAAGAUUAA
Messenger RNA from Hyaloperonospora brassicae, 2037 nucleotides. Lineage: Eukaryota; Oomycota; Peronosporomycetes; Peronosporales; Peronosporaceae. The record is from the annotation of a GenBank genome assembly.